This is a messenger RNA of Arctia plantaginis, 1230 nucleotides long. NCBI's taxonomy places the organism in Eukaryota, Metazoa, Arthropoda, Insecta, Lepidoptera, Erebidae. The record is from the annotation of a GenBank genome assembly.
AUGACCAGACCAUUUGAACCAGACGUCCUACCUGAUGGUAGCAAGGAAUCAAAUCCCGAAGAUGAGCCUUAUGGUCCUUGGAGUCGUGGUCCAAGUCCAUCGCGUUAUGGUCCAAAGGGUCUCUAUAGAUACCCUCUAUUGGGACCUCGUGGAUGGGUACCCCGUGGAUGGCAACCAUAUUGGAGACCGUGGGGAACAAUGCCAAGGAGCCAAUAUCCAAGAUACCCAGAUACUAACGUAGAAGCCAGUACAAAGUCAACAGAAGAUAAAAGUGAACUUAAUUCAUGGGGACCAGAUCAGUGGAAAUCAUUGUACACAGGUGAAGGGGAAGAUCGUCUUCAGGAUUUUUCAGCAAUAGAUGAUGAACCAUUGGGUUCAUACCGCCCCGAAAUCAUACCUUACUGUGAUGACACAGAUGUCGUUGAAACACUGGAGGAUGAAACACCACAAUUAGAUAAUUACAAUGCGGUCAACAAAGAUGAUCCAUCAGAGAUUAACGCAUCUGAGAAAAUUAACGAACCAUCAAUAUAUGAAGACUCUCAGAAAGAUGAAAGUAAACUUGAUUCACGGGAACCAGAUCAGUGGAAAUCAUUGUACACAGGUGAAGUUUGGCCAGCAAUAGAUGAUGAACCAUUGGGUUCAUACCGCCCCGAAAUCAUACCUUACUGUGAUGACACAGAUGUCGUUGAAACACUGGAGGAUAAAACUCCCACGCCCAAUACAGUCCUUAAAGUCCCCGAUACUGAAAUAAAAGACAACCCUGUGAUCGAUAAAACUUCACAUACACCCACACCAGAAUCAGAUGAUUACAAUGCGGUCAACAAAGAUAAUCCAUCAGAGAUUAACGCAUCUGAGAAAAUUAACGAACCAUCAAAAUAUGAAGACUCUCAGAAAGAUGAAAGUAAACUUGAUUCACCGGAACCAGAUCAGUGGAAAUCAUUGUACACAGGUGAAGGGGAAGAUCGUAAUCAGGAUGAUUCAGCAAUAGAUGAUGAACCAUUGGAUACAGCUCCAACAGACGGACGGCCAAUAAUCAAUCCAGUUAAUUCAGGAGCAGGUAGUCAAACUGUGACCAUCGAUGAUAGAACAGCCAUAGAUAGAUUAACCUGGAUUACAAACACCAAUGUAAACACCGGUAUUGUUCAAGGUUCACAAGAUAACAUGAAAAUAUGUUGUUGCUAUGAUAGUUAUGCCCAAAUGCCACUUUGUCUGAAACAACGGCUUGGAUGA